ACUUUCUGACGAUAAAAAAUUAUGAAUACAUAUAUAGCCUAAAUGCUGAAAUAUAAGAUUAUCAGUAUAGUAUUGAGAUUCAAUUGAAUUUUUUGUAGUAGUAUUCUGGUAUAUAUAAAUGAGUGUAUACAGGUACGGUAUAUCGAGUAUCAGUGGCUGCCAAGUUAAUAUUUCUUUGUUGUAGUCUAAAUUGCAGUAAAUAACGUUACUUGUACAACUGUACAAUAUGACACCUAAGUUGAAAAAACAAAAGCUUGAACUUGUGUUCGAUACAAAAGAAAGAGAAACGUUUUUGACUGGAUUUAGUAAGAGGAAACAAGCAAGAAAGAAAGCUGCGGUUGCGAAUGCUGAAAAACAGUACAGGGAUGAAGUUGCACGAAUCAGAAAAGAAAAACGUGAAAGGAUAAAACAAAGACUGGAAGAAGUCGCUUCCGUAAGAAGGGCUAAUGGAAUGGAACUUGCUCAAUUGGUUAGGAAUGAAACAGAAAAUGAGAAAAUUUUAGAUUUACCACAGCAUAUUGUUACAAUUACUUCAACUGAGGAGAUGGAUUUAACAAAAUGUGAAGACAAUGUGUAUCUUGGAUCGAAUUCAAACUCAAAUUUUGUUGAAAUUGUGGAUACACAAACCAAUGAAGAUGAACCAGAUAAUGAAAGUGAAAAACCUGUUAAAAAUAAAUUACUCAAAACAUCAAAUGAAAAUAAAGUUGAACCUAAUCGAAAGAAAUCGGUUUCUCGUGUCGCGGAGUUUGCCCGAAAAACACAAAUGCUGAAGACUAAAAGGAGAAAUCGUAAACAUACAACAGAAACUGGAAGAAUGUCUAAAUCACAGAAAAAGUUUUUGAAAAGAAGAUCUAAGCAUAAAUCUAAAUCGUCUCAGUGAAAAAACAUUUCCUAUACUUUGCAAAGAUGAUAUUCUAGGCUAGCCGAGUAUUGGAAUAUAUGCCAUUUUUGAAGAUGGCAUGACACCGCAUCUGCUCAAUUACGAACGUAUCGUACUCAAGAAAAACAAAGUGCAGUAGCAUAUGUGGAUAUUGAAUAAAUAAAUCCUUUGCGGAAGAAUUGUGACAUAGCUGGAUUUCAGAUUUUGUGCAAUGGAAUGUUAUAAAUAAAUUUUGACUCAGUGCAUA
Styela clava is the source of this 1127-nucleotide messenger RNA. RefSeq lists its product as uncharacterized. Gene Ontology annotation, molecular function: rRNA binding. The record is from RefSeq and is a predicted model, not a curated record. Lineage: Eukaryota; Metazoa; Chordata; Ascidiacea; Stolidobranchia; Styelidae. Gene Ontology annotation, cellular component: nucleolus.